Messenger RNA from Monomorium pharaonis (pharaoh ant), 1397 nucleotides. Its product is annotated as pyridoxine-5'-phosphate oxidase. Gene Ontology annotation, molecular function: FMN binding; pyridoxamine phosphate oxidase activity. Lineage: Eukaryota; Metazoa; Arthropoda; Insecta; Hymenoptera; Formicidae. Gene Ontology annotation, biological process: pyridoxal 5'-phosphate biosynthetic process; pyridoxine biosynthetic process. The transcript has 6 exons. The record is from RefSeq and is a predicted model, not a curated record. Bases 287 to 1096 code for a protein of 269 amino acids.
CUGACAUUAUCAGACAACAGCUUACGACAUCAAGAUAACAUUGACGUUGCCGCUUCCUUUUCUCCGUAUCGACUCGAUGCAUUUCAUGCAUGCGCGUUUUGCGCCAGUCGCUCUCCACUCUUCGUUCGUGCCAUUUGCUAUAAGUCGGCCAACUAGUCCAAGCACAAGCACUCCAAGCAGUCGGACGCACGAUCGUGUAACGCCAUGUCACUCCGAAAUGAGGAUUAUACCGUUGACAUAGGAGGUAAAUCAAUAACCGUCGCGCAGAGCUCAGUUUUGUAUAAUAAUGUGUAAUAUAUUUGUUUCUGCCUUAUGUAGAAAAUAUAAAAUUUUUGAUGGUUUAAUAAUUUCAAGUAUAUUUACACGAUCGUGUAACGCCAUGUCAUUCCGGAAUGAGGAUUAUACCGUUGACAUAGGAGAUAUGCGAAUAAAAUAUAAAGAUGAAAAUGAGGCAUUCAUGGAGGAUCAUUUAAUUACCAAGGAGCCUAUCGGACAGUUCAAAGCAUGGUUCGAGGAGGUCUGCAAUAGUCCACAAAUUUUAGAACCUAACGCGGUGCUUCUCGCGACAGCAACAAGAGACGGCGUACCGUCCUUGCGCGCGGUAUUGUUAAAAGGUUUCAGCAAAGAAGGAUUCAAGUUUUAUACAAAUUACGAGAGCAGAAAAGGCCGCGAACUAGCGGAAAAUCCACACGUAGCGCUGACUUUUUAUUGGGAAUCUCUCAAACGAAGUGUACGUAUCGAAGGCAUCGCGAAGAAAACAUCAGCGGAAGAUUCAGAUCAUUACUUUCAAAGCCGGCCGUAUGCAAAUCAGAUCGGGACUGCAGCCAGUAAGCAAAGUACCGUGGUAGAUAGUAGAAAGACUCUCAUUGCGAAAGCAAAGGAGCUAGUUGCGGAAUUUCCAGAGAACCAAGUUAGAAGACCCGCCUGCUGGGGUGGUUUCCUCGUCGUGCCACAUUCCGUGGAGUUUUGGCAGGGUCAGAGUGAUCGUCUUCACGAUAGAAUUCGCUUUAGACGUCCAAAAACGAACGAAAAUAUAGACAAUAUUCUCGUCCACAAAGGAGAGGACGGAUGGGUGUACGAGAGACUCUCGCCAUAAAAAAAGCACAUUUAUUGAUAAAAGAAAAUAGAAAAAUUAACAAUUUUUGCGUAUGUAAGAAGAGAAUUUUUCAGCAAAAGAGCUGUCAGCAAGUGAUUGCUGUGUGAACAUUCCGAAUCAAUACCUUAUAAUAGUAUUACGAAGACAAUAAUAUUAUACACCUUGUGAUAUUCUUGAUUAUUACGAUUUCCUCGUAAGUUUGAGAAUUUCUCUAUUAACUCCUGAAAUGUAUAUAAUUAUUAUUGUUAAACCGGUGGAAAAGAAAUAUAUUUAAAAUUAAAAGUUUUGAUAAAAACUGAAA